This is a messenger RNA of Eruca vesicaria subsp. sativa (arugula), 990 nucleotides long. Lineage: Eukaryota; Viridiplantae; Streptophyta; Magnoliopsida; Brassicales; Brassicaceae. The record is from the annotation of a GenBank genome assembly.
AUGUUGAGUCGAGACGAUCCGAAGUCAAAAGAAGACGGCUCGAGUAGUGUAGGAGGAGAUGACACGGCUAUGGUUAUAUUAUCCGGAGAUGAAGCAAACCCAAGUCGCAUCGAGAAAUCUGUCUCCCCGGGAACCGACGAAAAAGAGAAGGAAGUCGUAGACGAAGGAGAACAAGAGAUGGAAACCGUAGACGAAGAGAAUAAAGACAGAGAAGAAGAAAAGGAGCCGAAAGAAGUGGAAGAGGAAAUGGAGCCCCAAAGAGACGAUGAAACAGCGAUAAUUGUACGACCACAUGGAACUGAGUCGCAUGCAGAGUCGAUAUUACAGAAAGGCUCGACACAAGUUUUCUUUGAAGAACAGUUCCGCAUCGAUUGUGAGGCUCGCAAAACAAAGCUUAAAGGUCCCACCGAUACUAUCGGAGGACCAUCGAAUAAUGUGCAAUCUGGUAAGGCUCAUUCAGAUUCGGUGGAGGAUACUGGACCUAAGGCUUUAAAAGCGAUGGACGGUCGGCUUAUGAAAGCAGUUGAAGAUGCUGUGAAGGAUUUGAAGAAAACAGUCUCUUCAUUGUUUGACAAGCUAACUCUUCUAGAAGACGAAGUGAAAAGUCUUAGGUCAAAUGGUGAUAAUCCGUCGGAGGAGAAUAAGGAGUCGGACGAAGAGGAUGAUGUUGAUAAGGUAUCGGAGGAAGAGGAUGGUGGUGAUAAGGAGAGUAAGGAGUCGGAGGAAGAAGAUGACGGAGCGGAGGAGGAGGAACCAGAGGAGGAUGAGGCAGCAGAGGAAGAUGUAGCAGAGGAAGAGGCAGCAUGGAAGAAGAACAGAGGUGCAAAGAAGGCAGCUGAGAAGGAGGCAGCUAAGAAGGCAGCAGCUGAGAAGGUGGCAGCUAAGAAGGCAGCAGCUGAGAAGGCAGCAGCUAAGAAGGCAGCCCAGAAGAAGCCACCCCUGAAGCCGAAGAAGAGUAAGACAAAGAAGGUAGGUAAGAAGACGGAGUGA